GACUCGGCUACCAGCAUGAAAUUGGUCUGGAUAUUAAUGUCCUUGCAGCUUAUGCUGUUGGCUACAGCUUUGAGUGCACGGAGAUGUGUCUCACCAACAGCUGCACCAGAGCCCACAGAGGAUCCUGAUGAUCCCACUGAUGACCCCUGGGAUCCAACGGAUGACACAACUGAUGAUCCCUGGGACCCAACUGAUGAGCCAUCGAAUUCUACACAGACGCCUGUGGAGCCUACUGGACAAACUACAGAAGAGUCCUCGGUGCCAACGGGAGAGACUACAGAAACCACUGUAGAGCCCUGGGAUCCUACGGGAAAUUCAACAAAUCCCACUGAUCCCACAGAAGAGCCAACAGAUCCCACAGAAAAGCCAACAGAUCCCACAGAAAAUCCAACAGAUCCCACAGAAAAACCCUCUGAUCCAACAGGAAAUCCUACAGAGGAACCCUCAGAUCCCACUGGGGAAACUACAGAAGAAUCCUCUGAUCCAACAGGAAAUCCGACAGAGAAGCCCACAGAUCCCACUGGAGAAACUACAGAAGAGCCUUUGGAAUCCUCCAGUGAAGCUUCCACAGAUAAUCCCUCAGAGGAGACAUCGAAAGCCACCGAUGCGCCCUCUGAGCCAACAGUUGAACCAGAUACCACUGAGAAACCAACAGAUGAGCCCUCGGAUAACACAACUUCCGAGGCUUCGGGUACAACCUAUCCCACGCCCAGCGUAGAUGCAAACGCCUCUUGUCGGACCCACCAGGGAGUCCAGUUUCUGCCCCACCCUUACGAUUGUCACCUGUACAUCCACUGCGUUGGGGAUAUAGGAUACGUCAUGGACUGUCCCAGCGAUCUUUACUGGAAUUCGGUGAACCAGACCUGCGACAAGACCUGCGCCUAGCGAAAUAAAGUACUUAGAAUAGCAUGCUCUUAA
Molecule: messenger RNA, 918 nt
Organism: Drosophila kikkawai
Lineage: Eukaryota; Metazoa; Arthropoda; Insecta; Diptera; Drosophilidae
Cellular component (GO): extracellular region
Molecular function (GO): chitin binding
Source: RefSeq, a predicted model, not a curated record